Colletotrichum paranaense is the source of this 2664-nucleotide messenger RNA. RefSeq names its product PHD-finger domain-containing protein. The transcript is spliced from 2 exons. Gene Ontology annotation, molecular function: histone acetyltransferase activity. NCBI's taxonomy places the organism in Eukaryota, Fungi, Ascomycota, Sordariomycetes, Glomerellales, Glomerellaceae. Gene Ontology annotation, cellular component: nucleus; histone acetyltransferase complex. The coding region runs from base 1 to 2664 and encodes 887 amino acids. The record is from RefSeq and is a predicted model, not a curated record. Gene Ontology annotation, biological process: regulation of DNA-templated transcription.
AUGGCCUCUACCGAGGAGGGCGCAGACGCCAUGGACAUUGAGGUGUCGCCCAAAAACAGGACCUCGGUCGAACACGAUAUACAUCAGUCGCUCGGUUCCAUCAGCAACUCCGUCGAGUCACUCGAGAUGCGCGCCGAUCCAGACGCGCAAGCUACCGUCACCGACUUCCUCGACUUUACCGAAUACCUUCCUUCUGAUAUGACGCGAUCAUUAACUCUGAUCGGCAAGCUCGACCAAACAUACACCGAAGCGUCAAUCAACGUUCACAACCUCACCUCGACCUGGGGAAAGCUACCUAGCAUUCCCGCUGAGGAGCGUCCAUCUCCCGUACAGUUGCGUGCAGAUAUUUCCGACAGCCUGAACCAUGCAGUCAGCUCCCGGGUUUACGCGCAUGCUGAGGCAGUUCGCAUGUCUGAGAACGUCAACCGCCACUAUAAUCGCGCAAACACCAUACUGGCCAAGUUGAAGAACCUGCUGGAAAACUAUCCGGCAGAGGAACAAAAGAGCCCCGUGGCGACCUCCAAAUCUCAGCUUGUCAGAGCGCCACGGGUGAUGCGAAAUGGAGAUGGCGAGAAGGUGCGCAGGCCACGGAUACCCAGGAUUACUGUGCCAGGCGAAGUACUACCGCCAUACGACCAGUUUGUGGCGUACUCGGACGACAGUGAUGAGAGCUCUGAAGAGGAAGAUGAUGAUUCUUUGGGACGGACGCCAGCUCGCACAACACCAGCACCGCGCAUCAAAGUUGUCAAGACCCCCAAGGCGAGGCCACCAAAGACCCCAAAGGCUGCGUCCUCGGUGCGGCCUCCCAAAUCUGCUGCGGGCCUGGCUGCUGCGGCAACUCCUGCUGUUGUGCUGCGACCUCCGCCAGAGAACGCCGUGAUAGGAAGCGCGGAUGCCCCCUGGUUGCAAUUGACGCCAUGGGAACUUGCGAGGCUUAGAAAGCGGAUGAAGAAGAAUGCAACAUGGAGUCCCAGUGAUACCAUGAUUUUGCGAGAACUCAAGACGCUCGGCCGUGGCAUUGAUGCCUACAAGGAGGCAAAAAAGAAGGCCGAGGACGAGGGCAGAGUUUUUGACCAGGUGCCUGCGGCUCUGGCCCCUGAUGCUGAAGCCGGUAACAAACCAAUUCCGGAAGGUGCCAUCAGUGCCGCUGCGCUUGCGUCCGAUGAUAUUCAGCUGAGCAAUCGGGGCAUGAAGCUCAACGAGGCCAAGAAGCUUAAGCGAGAGUCACUGGCUAAACAGGCUGCAGAAGAGGCGGAAGAAUCAGCCAGACAGUUUAGGGAAGCUGCAAGACUUUUGAUGUCUCAUGAAGCAUCGUCAUCAUCGGCCGCGAACAACACAAACACCACCACCACCACCAACAACAAUAACAACAACAACAACAACAAUACCACCACCCCCUCUACGGCAAAUAAUACUACAACCAACACAACUGCAGACCAGCCGAAAGGCGCAAGCAAAGCGAAGACUCCAGCGAAGCCAAAACCCAACGGUAACAAGCGGAAGAGAGAUUCUAUCCCAGAGGCUGAGGCCGAGAAGCCUGAGCAGCCGCCAGUUGAGACACCAGCGCCUCGUCCCGCUCCAAAGCGCACCAAGACGGAGACUCCAGUGCCGCUUCCUCAUCUAAGAGCCAGUCUCGCUGCGCAACCUCUAACAGAGUCUACUAUACCACCUCCUGUUCUUACACCAGGCGGUACUGCGGUUACUCCCAAGAUGACGACUCCAGUGCCGAUUCCUGUUCCCGGACAAGAUGGCUCGACGACCACAGGCACUGGCCCUGCGGCUGCGAAGCCAGCGAACACAUCCGCGCCGGCCUCUUCGCCGACUGGUUCGGUUGGGCCCCCGGCGUCAGUCGCAAGCACUGCCCCGGCAAGUAUACUGACCAAGCUACCCGCGGAGACGCCAAUACCGCCACCCAUCUUGUCCCCCAAGAAGUCCACCACGCCCAUUCUUCCUCCGGUGCGUGACUCUGCAGCUCGAAGGGAAACAAGGGGCGAGAUGGCAAAGAAGAAUCAGCAGCAACUCGACAACCCCACACCAGUGCCGGCGCCACAGGUUCCGCAGGCACAGCGCUCGUCAUCUGCAGCGCCUUCGAUCAAACAAUCAAGCUCGCGUGCGGCGACACCAGGCACCACACCGGUGCCCGACGGCCAAGGGAGACGUCCCAGCUCGCGAGGAAAAGCUAUGAGUCAAGAGCCACAGCCUUCGCUAGCAACUGACCGACCCCGUCGCGCUAGUACCGCGCGGAAUACGCCAGCUCCCGAGCAGCGACAGCAGAGCAAGAGGACUAGAAAGCCUGUGCCUGGUAUCGUCAGCAAGACCAACGCUGGAGGCAGCAGUGCCGUGGGUAAGCGAAAAGCGGCUCCCAAGAAGAAACGCGCUCAGAAAAAGGAAAAGGGCCAGCCGAUCGAGAUCGAGUUGGAAGAAGACGACGAGGGUAACCCAAUCGACCCGAAAGAGCCACGGUACUGCGACUGCAACAGAGUCAGCUUUGGCGAAAUGAUUGCGUGCGACAAUGAAAUUUGCGAUAAGGAAUGGUUCCAUCUAGAGUGCAUGGGUAUGACCCAUAUUCCUGCGCGGACGACAAAGUGGUACUGCCCCGAUUGUCGCCUUCGUCUGAACAUUGGGGAGAAGGGCGAGAUUAAUGCUAGGGGAGUCAAGGCUUGA